AUGCCGGGCUCGCAUUCGCGAGGGCGGGAACAGUCCCCAUCCCGGGCACACGGGGAGCGUCGCAGUCCGUCGUCGUGGCGUCCCGCCCAGUCGCCGGCGCUGUGGCCAGAGGUGGCUCGUGCGUCCGAGCGGUCUGCCGUGACCGCGCCUGUUCCGUCCCGGCCGUCAUCGUCGCUGCAGGCAUCCCCCCGUCGAUCGUCUCCGCGCCAGCAGUCUCCCUGGCGUCCCUCCUCUCCCCAGCGGUCUCAGCCAGCGAACAAUCAUGGGCGACGAAAUCAGCCCCGGCGCUAUUGGCGCGCGCAUCAUCUCCAGCAGCAGCCGGCUGAUCAUCCCGUGUCAUUUGCCGCACCGCCUCCCGCUCCGCAGCUGCCACAACCUCCUGCGCCUCCUCCUAGCGUUCCAUUCCCUCUGCACGCGGGUCCACCGGGGGUGUGGGAUGUUGCUCCCGGCGGUCAGGCCCAGUUCCAUCCCUUCCACAACGGGGGUCUUGCGCCACCCCUUCUUCCUGGUCAGCUGACGCUUCAUCCGGCGCACCUCCCGCAGCGGCCCGCGCCGCCUCCUGCGCCUCCGGUUCUUGUGCCUCAGCUUCCCGGGUUUGAGUAUGCCUCCGGGCGUGCUCCGUUUCACCCACCUCUUGUCCCCGGCCCCAUGCCUGCAGCUCCACUUGCGGUGGUGGGAGCAACAGAGGGGAUGGAUCUUGAUGCUGGUGAGUCGGCCGCCGCGCCGAUGCCUCAGGACAUCCGCCCUCCGCGUCGUCGGUCCGUAGGGGUCCGCUUGAGCUCUCGCGUGAUCGUGGAGCGGAUCCGGGCGCGGACCCGUGCCCCUCCUCGCUCGAUGCAGCUGUCGAGUAAGGUGCUUGUGCGCUUGUGGCACAGGCGGGCGUUUGUUGAAGUGCGCUUGUGGCACGGGCGGGCGUUUGUUGAAGUGCGCUUGUGGCACGGGCGGGCAUUUGUUGAAGUGGUGACGAACGUGCUGGAGGCCGCGCUGGGGGCGAUGGAAGACUGCCCAGCUGCGCAUUGUAGGAUGGAUGCUGAUCGGACUGAGCGGUGCCAGCUUGCAGUGCGUGACCUGGUGCACGAGCUGGAGCGGACGUUGGUUGGGCCCGGUGGGGAGUUGGGCUCGGGCGUUGGGGAGGCAUGCGUCCUCGAGGAGGUGGGGAUGAAGGUGCAGUCGGCAUCAGCUGUAGCUGUUGUAGACGGCUGCGUGUCCGCACUCCGCCUGGGCGAUAAGGUUGUCGCCAGCGUGCUUCAGCUGGCGGGUGUGACAGAGUUUGUGUAG
Closterium sp. NIES-65 is the source of this 1278-nucleotide messenger RNA. NCBI's taxonomy places the organism in Eukaryota, Viridiplantae, Streptophyta, Zygnematophyceae, Desmidiales, Closteriaceae. The record is from the annotation of a GenBank genome assembly.